ACAAAGCACAGCCUGCUGUCUAAUAGUGGAGAAGGACGCUGCCAUAAAAACUCUGCCGCUCGCCGCGACGUUUGCUCCCUGCUGUCAUUUACAACAACAGCGCCUGAAUUUUGGAUCUUUAGCAUUCGACCAUGUGUAAAGGACUCGCAACACUCCCCGCAACAUGCUUGAAAAGCGCCAAAGACAUCAAGCACAAGAUAAGCUUCUUACUCCAGAAGCCCGAACCCCAGUCGGUGGAUCAGAAGCAGGUGAAGGAGAAGGCUUCCACCGCCGCCUCCGCUGCUGCUGCUGCUGCUGCUGCUGCAAAGAGGGUGCCUAAUGCGGCCGAGGUGGAGAAGUGGAAGGAGUCCUUCAGUCACGUGAUGAGCAGCAACACUGGUCGCACGGUCUUCACCAGUUUCCUCAAGUCAGAGUUCAGCGAGGAAAACAUGGACUUCUGGACGGCUUGCGAGGACUACAGGAAGACUGCUCCUUCCAAGCUAGCGACCAGAGCCAAGCAGAUCUACCAGCAAUAUGUGGAGGCAGAUGCUCCUAAGGAGGUGAACUUGGACGCGGUGACCCGAGACGAGACGCGGCAGAACAUGGAGAACGCCUGCCCGUCCUGUUUCGACGAGGCCCAGAAGAUGAUCUACACCUUGAUGGAGAAAGACUCCUACAGGCGCUUCCUCAAGUCCAAAGUGGUCCAGGACCUGUGUCAAAGCCAGACCAGGACCACCCACGACAAGAAGGAGAAGAAGAGCUGCGACGAGAACAGGCAGGCGUUAGCCAGAGGGGCCUAAACUAGACGGGAAGAUUUAAAAGCAGGUGCCAGAGACUGAACAAGCGUGAGAGGGGACAGACACUGAGGAAGAUAGCUUUGUUUGUGUGUCCAGUGUUUAAAAGUUAGAAUUAGGAAAGGUUAGUGGGUUUACACAUGUGAGAUUUUCUUUUUUGAUACAUCCAAGAAAUGUUUCUGCGUUCACCCACAGCUGUCAUGUGUUUUUUUUUUUUUUUUUUUGAUCUGAAUCAUAAUCAGAAGACUGAAUGCAAAUACGGAACGGGUAAAUACGAGAGAGCCCUUUGCUCUGUGAGUCACAACGAGGUUAUCAAGGUGAUAUUUGUACUCACAACAGGACACAAUCCAAAGCUACCUCCACCCUAACACACCCUGAAGCCGCUGGAGCACAACGUCAGCGGAGAUUGUUUGUUUUAGGUGACAACUUCGUGAAAAACGUGCACUUCUAAACCUGAUAAAAGAAUGACCCCAACUCUCCCAAACGCCAAAUUGUUUUGUUGAGUAAAACAAAUACGACGAACCUAACAGUAUUAAAAUGUAGCGAAUGAUUAGUUUAACUUAUUUACACGAUUAGAAGUAGUUUUUUUAUGCAUUUUUAAGUAUAAAAAUAAGUAGACCAGUGCAUCUCAUGUGGAUACGUUUAUUAGUUCAGGUCAUACAACAUGCCCGACAGUUAUUUUCCAUUGCACUGAUUUAGCUUCACAUGUGCUACAAGAUUUUUUUUUUUUAAAUUAUUUCCUACUUAUUAUCAUGAUCACGUGUUUGUAAAAUAGCAGCUGGAAAAUAUUGACGUCUGUUGUCAUCAUUUCAAGCGAGUACGUCGGUCUAAAAAACCCAUUGUCUGUCUUUAAUUAUCAUGGUAACAACUGGCUUUAAAGUUCAAAUAUCCUGACAUGAUCACCGCCGCACUGUGAAAAUGUUGCCUGUGUUAACGUCUAAUCGUAGUGGGACAUGUAGCUCUGAUGUUAGUAGUAGCAGCGACCUUCUGUUGCAUGCCUCAAAGUUGCCGAACAGUUGGAGAAAAUGUUGAAUUGUGACUCGUUCCUAAAGCCAUUCGCUCAUGAGUGAAGCUGUUCAAAUGUUUUGUUUGUGGGAUUUGUGCAGGGUACUUAAUGAUGUGUUCAUUUUAAAACUGCAAUGUUUUAUUUACCGUAAAAUGGGAAAAAAAACUGUGAUGGAUAGAGAACUACAUGCUGUGUGUAGAUAUUUAUUAAAUUAUAACUUUGUUCUUUUUAUGUCAUAUCUGUGACUAUUCACAAAUAAAACUGUGUGUCAGAA
Molecule: messenger RNA, 2053 nt
Organism: Mugil cephalus (flathead mullet)
Lineage: Eukaryota; Metazoa; Chordata; Actinopteri; Mugiliformes; Mugilidae
Gene: rgs4
Product: regulator of G protein signaling 4
Exons: 5
Coding region: 132-779 (215 amino acids)
Source: RefSeq, a predicted model, not a curated record